UUCGAACCGACAUACCAUGACAUAACGGCUUUACAGCACGUGGUUAACAAACAUCCUUUCAUCUUGGCAGGCAAUCAGCUUCCAUUAAACUUACUAAGCAUUUAACUUUAUCACUUAAACUUGCUUAUAGUAGUCAGAACUUUUCAUCGCAUGUGCCUUUUAACCACCACUCUACUACCCUUGUUAUUUACUUGGAUUUUAUUAUCCUUACCUUGUACGUGAUAUGCUUGUCCCCAGGAUAGUUUCUUAAGUUUCUUAGUUCCUUAAAUAAACAAAUUUUCUUUUAUUUCACAUGCCUAAGGGGAACACUUGCCAGAGCCGCUGAUCAUGGAUAUUUCCCCUGUACUUGAGGGUGCUUCCCAUUAUGCCAAAAUUUCUGGUCAAAGUGGUCCACCUCCAGAGGUGGUCCUCUUUGACCUGUUGGUCCGGUCCGACCAAAAAUUGCCGUUCCAUUUUCAGAAAUUUUUGCUUCCAGUCCCACUCCAGCUCGUCAACACAGUCAAAAUGACGGAUGGUUCAGAUCUAAGUGUUUAUGAGUGCAGUUUAAGCUUCAGAAGCCAGACAUAACCUUUCUCCUUAAGCAGAGCUGCACACAAGGCUCAGUUAUAGCAGUGCAACCCAAUUUUUUUUUCUGCUUCUGGUUUUCAUCAGCUUUUAAAGACAAUACAUUACUGGCUUCUCCGUAUGUUGAUGAUGUUUUCGUGCUUUUUUUUUCUUAGCAGUAUGUGACCCUAGCCCUUACAGCUUUUGACUGUCAGUGCGAAAAAAUCCACAGCUCAUUCCAACAACCUCCGCUAGCUCGACCAAAGCCCUGGAAAGAUGGGAAGACAAACAUGUCCAAGCUACCUGAAGUUCUUCGAGGAAUUUGGGAAGUCUCACAUUACCCAACAAUCAAUUCGGUUGAACUUUUGGUUCGGAUGCAUUCCAUUUUCCCUUGGUUAGUACGAGUGGUCUCGGACCAGUCUGCCAGUAUAAUGGGAAGGACCCAAGUUUCAGUUCUUUGUGUAAAUGUUAACUGUUGUUCAACAUUUUUGUUCACUUGUAAGGGUAAGUGGUAGAUUUCUCUCUUAAGAAUGGAUCAAAAGUUCACCCCACAACAUGCGAGGUGGAAACGGUGGUACUAUUUGCUUGCACUAGUUCAAGGCAAGGAAAUGUACUAGCUGCAAGAAACCUGUGUGCCAGGUAAUAAAAAUACUUGUUAUUGUGCCUCUACCACAUCUGGACUCUCUAAAUGGCGAAAAGUACUUGAGGGUGCACUGACAGUUGCGUGGAUGCUGAUCUGGAUAUUGAUCUGGACAUGUGGGGCAAAAAAGUGGUACAGACACAAUCCAUUUAGAUCAAAGGUGUAAGCCUUGAUGAUAACCUUGAUGCUAGAGGUUACAUACGUGCAACAAAGUAGGCAAGAUGAUCUGAAUAUUAAGAAGGCUUAAAAAUCUUAUCCCAGUCAAUGCCAAGUUACUUUUGCACAAAUUGGCUAUCUGCCAAAGCUUACCAUUGGCACCUAGUGUGGCAUUUUCGCACAGCAUCUGAUAGCAGUAAAUUGGAGUGUUUGCAAGAAAGAGCCUUACAAUUAGCGUAUAAUACUAGUGCAGACAGUUAUGACACGGCUGAAAAAAGGUAAGUCAAUCACUUGGCAGAAUAAAAGGUUGCAGGAGAUACUCAAUCAGGGCCCGGUUCCUUCAAAGAUGAUUAAGUUUAACCCAGAAUUAAGCUCAAUUUUAAGCAUGGUUUUCUUCUCUUAAAACAUGAAACUCGAACUUAUAAAAUACUGUUGAACCUUUUCUCCGAGAUACAGUAAUGAUAACACAAAAUGUUACUCUUAAGCAAUACAGUCAGGAAGAUAAAAUACAAAAACGUAAUGAAAUUUUAAUCCUAGAUUUGUGCUAAUCAGCAUUUCAGGAACUGGGCCUGGUGAUUGAAGUCAAAAACAAAUUAGUGGUGAACUAUAUCGUGGAUAUUAAUGAGGACAAUACUAAUAGCAAGAGAUAUAACCUACGAAAUGCAGAUUUUGUUUUUCCUUGUUUUAAAACUGUUGCUCAUGGAAGACAUUCUCUAAAGUUUCUCGGACCACAGUUGUGGUCAAAAUUAAGCAAAAGGAGGAGAGAAAUGUUGGAACUUUGGCAGCUUUUAGGACAAUGUUACGCAACAAGGAUGUAACAUCGACUGCUGAAGAAUGUGAGAGCGAAUGCCGCGUAUGCUUAAGUUAACUGGACAUGUGUAGCAACCUAUGCAAUUAAUUUAUUUUAGCAUGUUUGGCAGAUGUACAUGUUUAGGUUCCGAGCUCAUAUAUGCAUUUAGCUUUAAAGAGUAAAUGUAGUAGGUAGUUUUAAAGUAUAAAAGUGUACUCAGUUGGAAUAGUGUAAAUUUCAGGCUUUUAUAUACCGUACUGUUUUAUAGUAGUUAAACUUAAUCAGUUUAAAAUGUGUCCCCAGUUAGUACUAAGAGGUGCUAGAAUGCUUACACACUUUAAUAAGGGCGAUGUAUGUAUGUAUGAAGAUCCAUGUAAACAUGCCAACCAACAUAAGCCCAUUGGGUUACAUGAUUUGUAAGAACCCAAAGCUUGCAGAUUUGGGCUUCCAGAACUAUGAGACUGCUGAUUUGUGUUAUACUCUGACAUUCUUUUUUAUAGUUCCUAGAAGCUUUAUCCAUACACAAUGAAAAGUGUGGAUGUUUUCCCUCAGAUGCUUAGACUUGCCUUUCCAGUGGUUGUCUGAGGGUGGCACUUUAGUUGAUCAAAUAACAUUACUCACUUCUGGGCUUAUAACCUGAACACUGCUAGAGCCAGAGGGUGGAAGUGCCAAGAUCAAAUAAUUACCGCCUCUAGGUGGUACGCUUUCACUGAGACAUCUAUAUGUUACAGGAAGUUUAUUAUUGGUAUGUAAAAUAAGAUUAGAGGAGGAUAACUCACUGCUAGACAAAUCCUACCGCCUUUUCUUGAAAAAAAAAAUUAACAAAAAGCACCUGGCAGAGGCUAGCCCUGUUUCAGAGCAGACAGAUUGUCAAACUUACAAUCACCAGCCAACAUAGCUGACCAAUCAGGUUUUGAGGCUAGUGUUGUCAGAAGAUAGACUGUCCUUUACAACCACCAACUUCGCAGUAAAACAGAGGGCAUACAGUUUUCAUUGAAAAGAAGAUAAUACUACAAAAACAAUAGUCUGUGGAUUGGCGCUAAUGAAAAAACCCAGUUAAGUUUGCAGUAACUACCGCUUGAUUCGUUUUGUGCUAUUUCUGGAGUCUUCUGGAUUGCAUUGUGGUAGGCUUGUUUUAAUGUUGGUGUUUUUCUUUUUAGUGCAGCAGUUGCGAGUAAAAAUUAUGCCUUUCAUGAUAAAACAAUGAAACUUGGCACACUUGCAAUACAUAUCUUUUAAAACAUAUUUGGAAAAAGAGCGUAGUUACUAAAACAUGGAACGACCUAAAACCACCUAAAACCACCUACAACCAUCUACAACCACCUCAAAAACAUCUACAACCACUCGCAAACAAUCUAAAACCAUCUAAAACAAGGUAUAAAUGUCUGAAAUAAGGCGAGACGACAACAUGUCAUGAACAUGAAAUACGAGAAUCAAACAAAACAUCCACUUCCCCCUAAAAUCUUACUCUCCCUGGUCGCUUGUAUCAUCAACCAUCGGCUUAAGUCACGAAAUGAAAUGCGAGAUCAUGCUAAGUAUAUUAUAAGACUUAAAGAACUUUACAAAAUGAACUAUCAAGUCACCAAAAAUAGUAACAUAAAAUAACAAACUCGUAGUCGAAAGACUGACUUGAUUUGGCUUUUUCUACCCUGGGUACCAGUGAGACGUUUUGGUUCACAUUUCUUUUGUUUACGCCAUGGCACAAGGUAGGGUUUCUCUCUCUCUCGGAGUCUGCUUCACUGCUGUUUUGUUCUGAGGUGGCGGAUUACAUUCCUAAGAACAAGUUAAUUUUUUUAGCAUCUCAUCCGCCAAACAUGUUUGUACAUUCCAGGUGACUCCUUUAGAUGCACGACACAGGAGAUGGAGACUAGUAGGUGUAAUCAUUGUUAAAAAUGUUAUUUAAAAAUAUCUAUAAUGCAAUGGAUUCAGAAGAAAACAAGUUAAGACGAGCCGAAAUUAAUAAAAAUGAAUUGAAAAAAUUUAAUAGUGAAUGAUUGUAUUUAAAGUAAUUUACCUGGAUUUUUAUAUACCUUUAUUAUGUUUUGGAACCCAACUUUCACCCCGGCCCUCUUCUUGGGAGUGAUGGGAUAUGCGUGCUUCUUAUUUUCGCUUUGCUCGUUGUAAAUACGUCCCCAUUAUACUAUCUGAGAGCCUGGCACAGGCUAGAGUAGCUGGAACUUUACGAGCUUAAACGGAACGAAAAAUUUGGAUCACAUAUUCGGGUCUUCCCUCCCCGCCAAGGGACGUUACUGGGAAGAACGUUUUGAUUCAUUUUGCUGAAAAGAAUUAUCAAAUAUCAUAUAAUGUUUUCUAAUUCUUGCAACUGUAAACAGGAUAAUAGCUGUAUAAAAUCAGGCUCUACAAGUGAGACACGUUCGCACUAGACUAAAGGAUUCUGCGGGACUACAUACAUUUGUGUGAAACUAUUUCAGACAUUUAUACCCUGUUUUAGAUGGUUUAAGAUUGUUUACGAGUGGUUGUAGAUGUUUUUGAGGUGGUUGUAGAUGGUUGUUGAAUUUUUUGAGGUGGUUGUAGGUGGUUUUAGGUGGUUGUAGAUGGUUUUAGGUGGUUUUAGGUCGUUCCAUGUUUUAGUAACCACGGGAAAAAGAGCCAUUGCAGAAUAUUCACGUGUCGAACAUGGCAGUUUUUUUUUAAAAAAGGGCACGUCUUUUUUACUUUGACUACCGAUAAAUCUAUAACAGCUAAUGAAAUAGAUAACACUUCAUAGUCAGGGUGCUUUUUACACCCCAUUAUGUCUUAUCCCAAUAUUACAAUUGUCAUGUAAACACUAAAUGAGGUAAAAGGAAGGAUAAUACAGGAUUUGGUCCUCUUGUGGUAAAUUAUGAUACACAUUACAAAGUAAUUACGGAAUCAAGAUUUAAAAUAAACAUUUUCUUGCAAAUAUUAGAUUGUAGAGUGUGGUAGGCACAUAUCAAAUACGUAUAGGGCGUGUUCCUUUGGAAGGAUCUGGAUCAGGAUUACUGAUCUGUCGCAUUCCUUUCAAGCAAAUCCAUUUCCAGAUCAGUGAUCCAUGGAAUCAACUCUGGACAACGAUUCACCAGAUCAUUGAUCUGAGCGAUCUGACAGUGGAUCAUUGGAUUCAUGAUCCUGUGCAUUCCUUGGGACGACAGAUCCGAAAAAAAUCACUGUGGACAGUGGUUUUCGCACGUAUUCAAACGCAUUCAGCACUCGCAGCAUAUUUAGGUGAGUACGUAGUCACAAAAAACAUUGCAGUUUCGGUCUCUUUCCUGUCUGUAUUGAUUAAAAUUUAUCAUAAGAUUGAUUUGAUUAGGGGAGUACAUAUUUUCGAAAUGUUUUAUGGAUAUUUUUUCGGUUUUAACGGCGUAUUUACCGGAUACAUCUAAACUGUUUGAAAUGACAGGUGCCGUCAUGAUAGACUCUGUAAAGCUUUAACUUAUGAUUUAGCAUUAAUAACGCUGUUAGAACAGAGCUGCAGUGAAAACAUUGUUGAUCAAUCACGCCCGGCUCUUCUGCUGUGCAUUUAGCUUGUUUUUGCACUUUCUUUAAUAUGAGUUAAGCUUAAUAUUAAUUCCUUCCAUUGCUUGGCACAAUUUAUGCUAAAUAGACUGGUAAUGUAUGCUUAACUGCGACAGUAUGAAAGAUGGACACGCACAGCAAGAACUCUCUAUCUCAUAAGACGUAAAGGUACACCUUAGUACCUUGAUCAGAGCUUAUAUUUAUUUCAGAGACUUUGAGACCUGGACAUAAAUAAAUAAAGAAGUGUCUUUAUUGUUCUGAAGAUAAAAUUACGUAUCUUAUGUUACAUUUAAAUACAAUAAUGUUAAUGGGCUAAAGUAUGUCACUAAAUAAGAUUAGUAUAUACAUAGAAACAAAUACAAAAAAAAAACAGAAUCGCGUGUUCAAAACUUAUACCUUGAUGAUUUAACUGAUAUUUCAUGGAUAUUCUUAUGAACUUGAAGCUAUUCUUUUCUACAGUCAGAAAGGGGUAAAAAAUGUGAGUAGCGAGUAGUAUGUAUACAAUUUUUGUUAACUCUGUCAUGACUAUCUUUUUCUUGUUAUAAGGUACAAAUAGAUUGUAAAGUGACACAUCAGUGGAAUUUGCCUUACCAGCAAAGUGGCACCAGUGAACGCUCGAGUACACCCACUUACAUGGCCUUUGGUCCUCCUACUGGUUCACAAGUUUACCUGCAACAUACCAACCCUCUACCCAUGCCUUGUAUGUCAUCAGCUAAUCGCAGUGGUAGUGAAGAGCGAGUUGAAGCAGGUAGAGAAGAGAAGCUGUGGAAUAAAGACGAAGUUCUGUGUUUGAUAUUUUUGCAAAGAGGAAAGAUGAUUUUAAAAACCCAAGAAUGAAAAACAAGGAUAUCUGGCAUGAUAUUUUCCUUGAAAUGCAGGCAGAAGGAUAUGUAUCUUGUGAGACCAAGUUCAAAACUGUAAAAAGAGCAUAUACUGCAUGCAUCGACCACCACAGUAAAACAGGAAAUGAUGCAAAGAAGUGUGCAUAUUAUGAAGAACUAAAUGGUAUAUUCCAUGGUGACGACAAUAUCAAACCACAAGCUGUGUUCAGUAGUAGAAAGGGGCUGGUGAAGAGAGGAAAAGAGGGGAGUUCAGAGAGCUCAACAGAGUGGGAAGAUGCAGAGUGCACUGCAAGUGAUGACCAUGACGAUGCCAUUAAGAAGAAAAAACCAAGAAAGAAAGCCCCAAAUCUUGUGUCACUUUGAAAUACCAUUCAAAUCCAGGGGAAGAAAAGGGGACCUAAUAGACAAACUUUUGUCUUUCAUACAAGAGUGCACGUGCUUUUCUCCAUCAGCUCAGGAGUGAACAUUGGGAUCCUUAAUUUAGUGUGAUUAACAGCUGGCAAAAACGUUUGGGAUUUAACAGGAGACGUACUCUGGGGGAAUGCGUGAUGGGCCACAGUAAUUUAUAACUAUUUUAAUUCACGUAUUUUACAACAUAUCCUCCUCUGCUGCUUCUUCCUCGUAAAAAAAAACAGACUCUAGGGGAUUCUGAGUCAUAUCGUUUGUGUUUUUCGGUGGUUUUCCCUUAAAAAUGUGAAGUACAAGGUUUAUAUUUCCUGUCCAUUUGUUGAAAUCACGCAUCUAAGGCAAAUUUGCAUACGGAGAAAAGUCACGUUCUGAUCGUCGAAAAGAAAAAAAAAAACAAGGAAAAGCAAUUACCAAGUUUUCUCCACAUGUUUUCAAAAGUCCAACUUUUAAAGGGUCUAAUGACAUUAAAGGGUCUAAUGACAUUUGGUGAUAACUAAAAAUGUUAAGGCUGGGGAAAUUAGACAAUCAGAUGCGGACCUGCCUUACUAUCAAAAUGGCGAAUUUUGGAUCAUUAAUGGCACUUUGUGCAGCACGCAAAGAAGAGUGCCCACAAAUUUUGUUGCAUUAAGAAGUAGACUGGUCUUAGUACUUCUGAUUUAUCCAGGCGGUGUGCGCACUGGGAUCGCUAAGCAUCAUAAGCAGUAUUCAAAAUCUGAUCAUUUGUGUCUAGAUGGCGAGGAGUGAACAUCUCACAGUAAGCGACUGUGGAGACAAAUAUUCGUUAAAUACGCUGUAGAAAUCAGCGAUUUACCUUUGUUUUCUUCCAGAGACGUCUGUAAAAACAAAGGCUAUUGAGUUGUCGGGGAAAAACAGUGUCAUUGCGUUAAUAAGGGUAUUUCGUUCGAAAUCACUUGCAUGCAGUUGGUAAAUCAAAAAAUUGCUGCUUUGUUCAAUGCUUCAGUCAUGAAAGUACUAAAGGUAAGACCCGUGGUUUGCCGGAGAAACGAUUUCAUCGUCAGAUUAGUGCAACUAGAACUAUGAGGUACUACGACAAUUUCUUCAUUAUUAGCAACAUGAAUUUAUGCUUAAGUUGGCUUGAAAAUCUUGUAAGAUUGUGUAUGCUUCCUUCUGUGACAAGAUAGCCCUAAAACAGUUGCCAGGUAUUAUAAGAGAACUUAAGUGGGUCAGCUUUACCGGGAUUUAGGUCUCUGUUGGCAACCUGUUUGCAUUUCUCAUUGUUUUACCACACAUGAAGUAAAUGAAAAGUAAUUAAAGAUAUCAAUACAUAUACAGUGAGUUGUGUCUCAUUUAUAGAUAUAAAUAAUUUUGAGCACUACUUUCUUCAGGGAUCUUUAGUCUUAAAUAAAAAGCUAAUGAAGAAACUAGUAUCCUUGCUUUCUAUAUUGGUAUGAGUCACAGAAUGUAAAGUUUGAAAUUGAAAAUGGCAUUCAGCAUUUGUGAUUACUAAUCCUCUUACAGUCAAGCAGAUUAAGUUACAAGAAUUGAGCCUAGAAGACAUUCAUAGUUUUUACCUAUAUUUUUUUAUAUGAAUGAUUGUAUCAGUAUGUACAAACAUAUGUCGUCGCAUAUCUUUUGUAUGAUAAGAAUAAUUUUUUUUUAAUUCAAAAGGUGAAAAUGUUAUCUGUGUUUACAAAUCUACUGUAAUCAGGGGCAACAUGUAGGGAGACCCCUUUCCUUUCUCGUGACCCCCUCCCUCAAACUACUUUUCUUUAAUUCCAAUGUUGUGUCAUAGGUGUUAUUUACUUCAAUCUUUUGGGUUAGCAGUUAUUACCGUGGUGGAUCCUAAUAGCCACCCUUUUUUCCCACUUUGGAUAUCUUGUAGUAUCUCAGGUAAAUUUUAUUUUUCUUUUGUUUGAACUCCAUUUGCACACAUUAAAAUACUCAAAACGAAAGAAAAAUAAAAAUUACCCGAGAUAAAAAAUUAACGACAACAUAUAUUCCCUUUCCUGUCAACUAUUUUCCCCUUACUCUUGGUUGCCCAAUUAUAACUUAGUAAAUCUAUGAGAUAAACUGUAUUAACUGAAGCCACCAAAAUAUGCAAAUCCCUUGAUAUAACUAUGUUAUUGGGGUAAAUAGGUUGACUGACCUCAGUGUAUAAGCAGUUUGUUGCCUAGCUGUUCCAAAUUCCUCUAAACUACAAUAAUCCUAACAUCCACCCACAAACACACACACACACGUCUUGAACAGAGAUAGUUAUUAAUUUGGCACUCAAGUGUAAUAAGACCAAUGAGAAUAUUCUGUUGACUAGAAUCAAAGUGACAGCUUGGUGGCUUCUACAUGACACCACUCAUGCAUUUCUCUCACCACUUUUUUUCAUAAAGGGUAGCUGUUUUCAAAAUGUACAGGGUUUAUCUGUAUUUAAAGUUAAUUUCUUAUCUUUGACGAAAAAAUAUUCAGGUGCUUUCAUUAUACUCUCAGAGGCUUCACAUGCAUCACAUUAUCAUUUUAUUUGGUCUAAUUUGUUUUCAAUCAGACUUCAAUAGGCCAUUUUUCAUUCAUAUAUUUUUUCAUAAAUCUGACAUUUGUUAUGUGCAAUCUGUAAUGUUUACGCCACGUGUGGCAUGAUGCGCGAAGCAUGCCGGGGUUGUAGAGAAUAUGGUGAGUUGUUGAACAUGUGCUCGACUGUCGUGUCUUGCUAAUUCAUUUUGUGUAUGAUAACAAACAAUUACGUUGGCCACGAGUAAGGGACGUCGUUGCAAGUAACUCCAACAGUCUUUGUGACAGAUUUGCCGAUUUUAUGAUCGCCUCCGCUCUUCCAAACUUCGAUCCUUUUGAUAUCCAUGCUGAUGGUGCAAAUGCUGGCAAAGGUGGAUCACACGUCCUGAAAAUCUGUUCGUUGCUGCUGCCAUCACUGAUAAGAAAAGACAGUGAGCUUUUCUUCUUUACUACACCGGAGAAGAGGUGUGCGAGAUUUUUGAAACUUUAGUGGAUACAGGUGAUGGGUUUGCAAUGGCCAAAGACAUGCUCGAAGAAUGUUAAGUAUGAAAUUUACACGUUUUGGCAAGCCUGAAAGAACACAGGCGAGUCCAUGAAUGCAUUUCACUCUCGUUUGCGUCAAUUAUCUGCUACUUGUGAGUUUGGGGACGUCGACAAGGAAAUUAAAUCGCAGAUUUUUUUAUCCUGUUCAUCACAGCGUCUUCAAUGCAAGGCUUUAAGAGAUGCGACCAUGACACUUGAGACCUUAUUGAAUGAGGCACGAGCUCUGGAAAUCUCAGAAACGCAAGCAAAGGAUAUCGAAUCGUCAGGAAAUGCGGCUAAUGCUGUGCUUCCUACUCCAUCACCACCGAAGAAAAAUUGUUUCAAUUGUGGUGAAAUUUGGUCACAAGACUCAAAGACGGGUUGUGCUGUGUGAAAUCGCAAGUGCAAUGGCUGUCAUAAAUAUGGUCACUAUGCGAAAUGCUGCACACAAAAGUCGCAUGAAGCCCGAAAUUCCCAAAAAGGAAAGCAUCCCCGUGGACAUGGUAAUCCCAAGGAAAAGAAAAAACAACAUUUUAACAGAUUGGAAGCAGAAUGUGAGGAACGUGAGACCUUCUCAAGCUCUGAUGACGAGUAUACAUUCAAGUUAGAAGUCCCCGCCUCGAAGGUCAGUGCUCCUUUUGUCUCUUUGAAAGUGAACAGUGUUGUGUGCAAGUUCUUGGUAGACUCUGGGGCGAGUGUGAACAUUGUUAGUUCCAAUGCAGUUAAAGUUUUUGGUGUCGACCUGCAACCCUGCGGUACAAGGGUCUAUGCCUUCAAUUUAUCUACCCUGCUUCCAGUGAUAGGCAAGUUCUCAGCCCUCAUUGAAUCAAAGUGUAGUGCAGUCGACACUGAAUUUGUUGUGGUGGAGAGUAAAACUUCAGAUUGCAAAUGCUGUAUCGGUGGAGAAAAACGUAUUCCAGCGGUACCCUACUCUGUUGACUGGUCUUGGAGAAAUGAAGAAUGUUGA
Porites lobata is the source of this 10823-nucleotide messenger RNA. The record is from the annotation of a GenBank genome assembly. Lineage: Eukaryota; Metazoa; Cnidaria; Anthozoa; Scleractinia; Poritidae.